Messenger RNA from Ectocarpus sp. CCAP 1310/34, 463 nucleotides. The record is from the annotation of a GenBank genome assembly. Lineage: Eukaryota; Phaeophyceae; Ectocarpales; Ectocarpaceae.
GUGUGUGCGGCAAAAGCUUUUUAUUGUGUUCCUUUUUAACUCGUCAGCGUCUGAAUCGUUGAUGUGUCCCUUUUCCAUUGUUGACGUUUGUUGCUCGCAGAAACGGGAAAUGGACCAUUAUCAUUUCCACAUCGAGAUUGUGGAGAAAACUGCGGACCAACUCGCAACGAAUGCCGAACUACUGAAAGACUGCGAUGCCAUCCUCGUUCCAUUCGCGGCCAAGUUCAUGGAGGACGAGAGGUUGGUCAGUCUUAACAAGCACGUCAAGAGCAUGGGCUUGGGCACCUACCUUGUUCAGGAGCACGGCAAGAGCCAGUGCGGCAACAGGGUGACAAUCGUGCUGCCGGACACGGAAGGGAACGGUGGCCGCGUCGAGUGCACCUGCAGAGCCCCUACCAGGUUCCACCUCCUGUGCCAGGACGCCAUCGCGGUGUUGAAAUGUAAGCCUCCUCCAUCGGGUUGA